Messenger RNA from Formica exsecta, 2878 nucleotides. RefSeq names its product zwei Ig domain protein zig-8-like. The transcript has 4 exons. The record is from RefSeq and is a predicted model, not a curated record. The coding region runs from base 1 to 612 and encodes 203 amino acids. Gene Ontology annotation, biological process: synapse organization. Gene Ontology annotation, cellular component: neuron projection membrane. Lineage: Eukaryota; Metazoa; Arthropoda; Insecta; Hymenoptera; Formicidae.
AUGACGCUACAAGUAUCGUGGGUCCGGCACAGAGACGUCCAUUUGCUCACAAUUGGCCGUUACACGUACACGAACGACCAGCGAUUUCGCGCGAUCCACACUGCCCAUUCGGACGACUGGACGCUCCAGAUAAAAUAUCCGCAGCAUCGGGACAGCGGUAUUUACGAGUGCCAGGUCUCCACGACGCCCCACAUGAGUCAUCUAGUCCAUUUAAAUGUAAUCGAGCCAAAAACCGAGAUUCUGGGUGCGCCGGAUCUGUUCAUCAAUCGAGGUAGCACCAUCAAUCUCACGUGCGUCGUCUUACAGAGUCCAGAGCCGCCCGCCUACAUUUUCUGGAAUCACAACGAUGCGAUAAUCAGCUACGACUCGAACAGAGGCGGCGUCUCCGUGGUCACAGAGAAGGGUGACAGCACGACGAGUUUCCUCCUGGUUCAAGAGGCGAAGCCGUCGGACUCGGGACGGUACACUUGUAACCCCAGUAAUGCUCAACCGAAAUCGAUCACCGUACACGUACUCAACGGAGAGUAUCCCGCGGCAAUGCAGCACGGCGGUCAGGCCAAGCAACCGAGGCUGUACUCUCUUCUACUCUGCCUGUGUCUGCUACUUUACUAAUUGCUCCAUUCCAUCGCGCAUUUUCGAAGGAAGAAGUCGGAGAGCACUUUAGAGCGAAUGGGAAUGUGUGUGAGUAUGUAUGUGUGUGUGUGUGCAUUUAUGUGCGUGCUGUGUAAGAGAAGAAAAGAGAGAGAGAGAGAGAGAAAGAGAGGUAUUUUCGUCACACGGGUCGCGCGGAAAUUGCCCAAGUGUCAUGAAUGCCAUUGCUAGAUAGGAUGGUGCGACGAGGCGCAUCCGACGAGGAUGCUUUUGACUGUGCACCGGAACGAUGACUCUUUCGGAACGACGACAACGCGCCCGGAAGGAACGGUGCGACCGAGCAUUGCGACGACGCUUUUAACGCCGGCUUCGCACAGGCCACGCGAUCCGGGAUCGCGAAUAUACAUGAUACGAUAAUAAUACACGUAAGAGAACACGCGCACAAAUGCGUCACGAUUACGAAAACGUAACACACAGGCAUCGACGUACAGUCGAUUUCAUUAACGACGGGCGCUGCUUAUUCGCGAAUGAGCUUAUACAGUUUCACGUUACAGAGAAAAGAAGAGUACGUUUAUUCGACGAAUAAGCCGUAGUUUAACGUCGGUGAAAUUGCACAAAGAGCAGUUAAAAUACGCAAACGAGAGAAUAUGAUGUCCGGGAUAUCGCGUAGAAAUCGCGAGCGUUUUCACUUCUCAUUUAAAUAUUCUGACCUUUCAUUUAAAUAAUCGGACUUUAAAUAACAAUCCUCUCUAAGUAAAGUACUCGCUGCAAAACAUGACUUUCCCGAUUCAUUUGCAUUUCAUCAAAGACCUUCGAAUUCCGAUUUUUUCCAAUUCAGAAAGAUUCUCGAAACAAUCGGCUCUCCUCUCUCCAAGUACGACGACAAAUAUCUCUGGCUCGAGAAAGAAGUGAAUCUUCCGGGGAUGGGGGACAUGUACACACACAUACACGGAGAUGGCAAAAGAUCGAACGCGCGGGUAGAGAUGGCGAAAAGGGACAACGAGAAGAUACGCGUCGCGAAUGCUUGGCUUUCUCCGCGAUUAAUUCGAACAGACUCGAGGAGUGUCUGUCGACUCGCUUUCCGGUCGGCGAGGCUCGACGGCGACGGAUGCAUCGAGGAAGAGAAGAACGAAUCCGUUGCCACGCAACCGCGGCUUUGACCGGUUUACGCUUCGGAAUCCUCGCAACUGGAUGACCAUCGACGAUCGACACAACGACCGAUGUGUAUACCGUUAUAUAUUCUUCCACGACCAUGCACACAAGAGCCUUUUGUGCGAUCCUCGCAAUUCUCAUGUUCCAAUAUUGACACCGCCGCACUUCCGGCGACGAAUGAGCGGUAAAAUCUCGAGUCUCUAUCGCCGCGAUCGGCGGGUAUUGCGGAAGCGAUUAUCGCGCAAUCGAAUCGCACGUGUCUCUCGACACUUUCCUCUUGUUUCUUUUUAUGUUUUGCACAGCACGUUCUCCGUGGCAUCUCUCGUAUCAAUCGACGCGCGAUAAAAGUUCACACGAUUCUCGAUUGAAAUCGGUAAGUAGCGUAAUUUUUGUUUUAUUAUUCUUUAGUUUUGUAUUUCGAUUAUAAGCAAUCGUGCUUCUUCAUACUCGCGGAACGUCGUCGACGUUUAUUUAAAUAAAACGGUGAAAUUAGUUUAUGCGAAACACUAGUCGGAUAUUGUGAAAUUCAACAGCAAUUAACAUUUCUAUACCGACAAUUGUCAUCAAGAGACAAAGCGAGAUUCGCGCAGUGUAUGACGAUAUUUGCAUUAAAUCCAAUCGCGCGCGUUAUCUCCGAUGCGUUGUAAAAGUUCGAGGGAAAACAGAAUUUUUUACAUUACAAAGCAAGAGAAUAUUUAUGCAGCGGGGAAUUGCGUAAAGAAAUCUUCUUCGACAAAUUUUUUAAUAUUAAUAGAAUUAUACAAUCCAGAGCAAUAUUUCUAAAGCAAUGUAAAAUUCAUUGUACCGUUCGCGCGAGAUUUUAAGAGACAUUUGACUGAUAUCUCUGUCAUAAAGCAAAUUAAAUUUCGUGAACACACGAGAGACUUCUUUCUACGUUGGAAUUAAUAAAAAUAUCUUAUAAAAAAGCAGCACAUACAUGAAGUGUCGGAAGCAGAGAAGAAAAGGGUUGAAAAUAAUACUAUACAACGUGGAAUUAAAAUGAAAUCCUAUUCAUUCAAAUAUGCAGAACCCUUCAUUUUCUCUUUAUAAUAUUCGCAUUUUAUAUUAUUUUUCGUAACAAGUACGUAGUACAGUGUUGGAAAAAACGCGAGAUAUCGCACGAAAAAAAAAAAAA